AUGGAUAUCAAGAACCCGCGCCGGGUCCUGGCUGUCUCGCUCGCCGACUCGAAACAGCACCUGAGCAGAGUCAUCAAAGACCUGACGGGCAACCACCCGGAACCCGCAUCAACCACACUCGCCGGCACAACGCACGUCCUUUCCCUCAAGACGAGCUACUACAGUGCCGACGUUCCAAUCUGGUUGGACCUCAUCUCCUCGCCGGCGGAAUGGUCCGAAUCUUUCCUCUCGCCCGAGGCCAAGGAGGUCCUCUCCGUGCUCGGCGGUAUGGCUGUCGUCUUCGCCCUGCCCUCGACAUCAUCGUCCAGCACGGCUGCACCCGUUGCUGACAAAUCACCGGUGACGGCUACAGCGCCUGCAGCACCUCCGGCACCGCCAUCUGCAGACGAGACCCGCGCCCUCAUCACCGAGGUCGGCAGGGUGGUCCGUGAAGGGCUCGGCGGCUGGGGGUGGGACGGCGUCAGCCUGGGCAUCGGUGUCGGCGACGGCGACGCGGACGAGUGGGAAGAGCUCUGUGCCGAGUGGGGGCUCGAGUUUGUUCAAGUCCGAGGAGGGAAGAAGGACGAGGGAAAGAAUGAGUUUGGAGAGAAAAUGGGCAUCCCCCGAGUCCUAGAGGCCCUGGAGUCCAACGACUGGGAUGCUGCAGACGACCUCGACGGCGGGCUCUCCGACCUCGACUCCGACGAGGAGCCCCCAUCGGGCCUCCCCAGGAGCCGCAGGCCCCUAGCUGAGGCUGACGGCGACGGCGAUGAGGAUGAAAAUGAUCUGGACCCCGAGAGUUUGGACUUUGGCUUCGACAAGUCCGACUUUGAGGGUCUGAAGAAGGCGAUCUGGAACCUGGAUCAGGAGCAGCAGCCCGAAACGGACGAGGCAGACGAUGACGACUACAACGAAAAGAAGUGUGCCACGCGAGAGGCCUUGGCCAAAAACAAUACCGAAGAGGGCGCCGGGAAGAGCAGGGACGGAGACGACGAGGAUGAGGAGCUGGACGGCGACGAAGUGGAGAAGAUUGAGCGGAUGAUGCGGAAGCUGCAGGCCGUGAGGGACAUGAGUGCGGGGUUGCCGGAGGAGCAGAGGCGAAAGAUGGCCAAGAAGGCCGUUGGGGAGGUGAUGAAGGAGCUGUGA
Messenger RNA from Colletotrichum navitas, 1125 nucleotides. RefSeq names its product alpha and gamma adaptin binding protein p34-domain-containing protein. The record is from RefSeq and is a predicted model, not a curated record. NCBI's taxonomy places the organism in Eukaryota, Fungi, Ascomycota, Sordariomycetes, Glomerellales, Glomerellaceae. The transcript has 3 exons. Gene Ontology annotation, biological process: vesicle-mediated transport. The coding region runs from base 1 to 1125 and encodes 374 amino acids. Gene Ontology annotation, molecular function: protein-macromolecule adaptor activity.